Molecule: messenger RNA, 2122 nt
Organism: Nematolebias whitei (Rio pearlfish)
Lineage: Eukaryota; Metazoa; Chordata; Actinopteri; Cyprinodontiformes; Rivulidae
Product: rho family-interacting cell polarization regulator 1
Exons: 16
Coding region: 1-2028 (675 amino acids)
Source: RefSeq, a predicted model, not a curated record
AUGUCCUUCAGUUUGUUAAAGCCGCCGUGCUUCACACAGCUCUCCAAGCAUGCAGUGACCGUCUCGCCCCACUCGCUCUGUUCGAUCCAAAAGAAACGUGCCUCGUCAGGAAGCAGGAUGUUCACGGGCUCCACCAAGCUGCCACCCGCUAAAACCCCGCAGCCGGAGCGGCUGGAUGAAGUUUACGCUGCCUUACGCCGAGGCUUACAGUCGUACCUGCAGGUCCACCAGCUGGAGCUGGACAGUCUGGGUCAGCAGAUCCGAGAAAACAAGAAAAACAGUCGACUGGGCUCUUUGUAUGAAUUGGAUAAGCAAGUGAAGGCUAUAGAGAGGUUUAUGCGCCGUUUGGAAUUUCACCUCAGCAAGGUUGAAGAACUCUACGAUGCUUACUGUAUACAGCGGCGUCUGCGUGACGGAGCGAGUAAGAUGGUGGCAGCGUUUAACUCCGCCACCGGCAGCAGGGAGGCCCGGGAGAGUCUGAGCGAAGCCAACAAGGGUUACAGGGAAUACACCGAGCACAUGUGCUCUCUGGAGAGCGAGCUGGAAAGCCAGAUGGGAGAGUUUCAUGUCAAGAUGAAGGGCCUUGCUGGAUUUGCACGACUGUGCGCUGGUGAUCAGUACGAGGUCCUCAUGCGUUACGGGCGUCAGCGCUGGAGGCUACGAGGCCGCGUGGAAGUCAGCAACAAGCAGAUGUGGGACGGCGAGGAGUUUACUUUCCUGCCUUUAGUCACAGAACUUUUGUCAAUCAAGGUGACGGAGCUGAAGAGCCUGGCCAAUCACGUGGUGGUGGGCAGCGUGUCCUGUGAAAUGCUCGAUCUGUUCUGCCCGCUCCCUCAGACGCUCGCCGUGGACAUCAACGACCUGGGGACGGUGAAACUGAACCUGGAGGUCACCUGGAGUCCGUUUGAUAAGGACGACCAGGCGACAUCCUGCAGUACAGUUUCCAAACGACUGCUGUCCAAUCAGAGUCCUCCUGACACGCCGUCUAUGCGAGAGCAGGUCUUCUAUUCCCUGCUGAAGCGUCAGGGGGAAAUGGAGAACGGAACGGUUUGGUCCAACUCCUCUGAGUCAUCGGACGACUCCUCCAGCCCGGCGCUGGCUCAUCAGAGGCUGACGGCCUCCAACGCGCUGCAGACUGCUCCCACCACUCAGCUGUCGCUCGCACCGCACAAGUCCAGCGUGUCAACGCCGUCGCUCUCGUCCAACCAGGAGGAGGACGAGUCAGAAGGCGGAGAUGUUUUCGCUCAGGCAGAAGCGGUGGCAAACGGCCAUUUGCAGACCUCCUGCUCAGACUGUGCUGCGACUGACGGGACAUCUGCUCAAUCGGAGGACACCUCUGAAGCCUCCUGCCCUGACAGGACCUCUGGAGCUGCGGCGUUGUUGGUGGAGGACGGCGACGCGUCGGCUGCAGACGCACAAGACGAGCCGUGCGAAGAGUCGUCGGCAGACAAUCAACAGGCCGAAGCAGAAGACGGCACAGCUGAAGGUGCAGACCAGGAGGAACCAAACAAACUGUAUCAGUCUGUCCAGGAGCUAAAACAACCAGAGGCGGCGCCGACGGUUCCUUUUCCCACUUCAGCCAGUUUCAGUCAGGAAGUGGAGACGGCCCUCGAGAGUUUCGACUUCCUUAACAGCUCUGAUCUCGAUGAGGGCGACGAAGAGGAAGACGGACGACAGCAGGAGGACGAGGGAGAAAAAGAAGAGCGGGGUGGAACACUCCAAGAUCAAAAUGAAACUAAAGAGGAGGAGAAAAUAGAAGAACCUAAGGUGGAGAACUUGUACUCUGAGGGGAGCAGUGACGAAGAGGAGGCAGACGGUCUGCAGUUCCUUAUGGAGGCUCCGGAAGGAUUCAGGAACUCGGAUGAAGAUUGUUUCUCUGAAUCACAGGACUCGAGCGCCGACGAUGAGCGGGAUCUGGGUCCAGUGGAAAUCCCAGAGGACGAAGAUGAGCGAAGCGAGGAAAAAGGAGACGAACACGGGGAGGAACCCUCACACGAUCAGCAGGAGCCUCCUUUCACUCCCAGCUAGUCGACUUCUGCUGUUUUUAUUGACUCAGUUGAUCCAUUUCGAUGUUCUGGUGCCAUCUCUCUCCCACACUGCAGACACGGAGGCCUUUCGGAUG